GCGGAUUCGUGCUAUAGACCGUUUUGCCGACUGGGAGAAUCAUUGGAGACUUGUGUAUUUUCGCAAUAAUAGACAAGACUUCAGCAUAGAGAGCUCUCUUGCGCAUCCUUUCAGCACGAGCUUAAGCUUUUCUUUUUAUAUGCAGACAGAAAAUCACUGCUUACACAUUUAGAAAAGAUUCUAAAGGAUUUUACUAAUUGCCUAAGGAUCUAUAACUGUUAUUGUUGUGAAUACUUUUGAGCAUUAGAUCCUGCGGUGAUCUAAUAGAAAAGAAAAAAACAUUGAAUUGCAAUCUUUGAUCAUUACUUUUAAGUGCGCGCACACGGAGAAAACGAGCGAAGCGCAUAACUGAGGAUCGGAAAGCAGUUUUGGAGGACCUGCCUUGUUUUUAUACAAUGUUGAAAUCUUAAGGCAUGAUGUACAAGACAAGUCACUGAGAUGCCCAUAAACCUGCUUGCGCUGUAACUGCCACCUGGAAGCUCCAACUGAUCCUGUUCAAUACCAUCAUUUGGACUGCUUUUGCAACAGAAAUGAUCAUGCGAUGAGUAAGCUCGAUUUGGGCAUAUUGUCAGAAGCAAUUACAGGGGGUGAAUGAUGGCUGAAGAUGGAGGAAAUAUAUCCGAGGAUCAUCAGUUGAGGGAAGCAGAGGGUAGCUCCUCUCUUCCAAGGACUUUUAUACGACUUAACGACCUGUCCGGUGGCGGGGAGCGCAGUGAGCUUGAGUCUGAUGGAGGCGAAAGACGGGAGAGCGCAGCCGGAGCAGCAGCAGCGGCGGAGGAGGCGUCCGCAUGCAGCGGGGAACCCUUGCCCUAUCCGACUUUGGCACCGGUUGUGUUUUUCUAUCUGAAGCAGACCACGCGCCCAAGGAGUUGGUGUCUGAAAAUGGUUUGCAAUCCAUGGUUCGAGAGGGCCAGCAUGUUGGUAAUCCUGCUGAACUGCGUUACUCUGGGGAUGUUUCAGCCUUGUGAGGACAGCCACUGUGACACUGAGCGAUGCAAGAUACUGGAGGACUUUGAUGAUUUCAUCUUUGCUUUUUUUGCUGUGGAGAUGGUAAUCAAGAUGGUUGCGCUGGGCAUCUUUGGGAAAAAGUGUUACCUUGGAGACACCUGGAAUCGGCUAGAUUUCUUCAUUGUGUUGGCUGGGAUGCUGGAAUACUCUCUCAACCUGCAGAAUGUUAGUUUCUCUGCGGUCAGAACAGUCAGAGUACUUCGACCUCUCCGGGCUAUCAACAGAGUACCCAGCAUGAGGAUCCUUGUGACGCUUCUGCUGGACACUCUCCCCAUGCUGGGCAAUGUGCUGCUGCUUUGCUUCUUUGUUUUCUUCAUCUUUGGAAUUGUAGGGGUCCAGCUGUGGGCCGGGCUUCUCCGCAACCGCUGCUUCCUCCCGGAAAACUUCUCCCUGCCUACCAGUCUAGACCUGCACAACUACUACCACACAGAAAACGAUGAUGAAAACCCAUUUAUCUGUUCUCAACCACGGGAGAAUGGCAUGCGUCUGUGCACCUCCAUCCCCACGCUCCACGAAGAGGGCCGGCAGUGCCAGCUGGACAUGGCAGCUUACAAUAGCACAGACAACACCACCUGCGUCAACUGGAACAAGUAUUACACCAACUGCUCUGCCGGAGAGGCCAAUCCCUUCAAGGGGGCCAUAAACUUUGACAACAUUGGUUAUGCCUGGAUUGCCAUCUUUCAGGUUAUUACUCUUGAGGGCUGGGUGGACAUCAUGUACUUUGUUAUGGAUGCUCACUCUUUCUACAAUUUCAUCUACUUCAUCCUCCUGAUAAUAGUGGGCUCAUUCUUCAUGAUCAACCUUUGUCUAGUUGUCAUAGCGACACAGUUCUCUGAGACCAAGCAACGGGAGAGUCAGCUUAUGAAGGAGCAGAGAGUGCGCUUCAGGUCCAACGCCAGCACCCUGAAUAGCUUCUCUGAGCCAGGAAGCUGCUACGACGAGCUCCUCAAGUACCUAGUUCACAUCAUCCGCAAAGGCACCAGGCAAAUCUUCCACCUCAUCCGGGCUGCCGGGCGCCGUGCAGGCCUGCGGAUCUGUGCUUCUCCGCCGCUAGAACCACCGCCCACGAAAAGACGGCACCAGAAGCAGCGUCAGGGAUCUGUCCGUCCCGUCAUGCACCAUCAUCAUCACCUCCACCAUCACUACCAUCUGGGCAAUGGGACUGUCCGAACCGACAGGGGCAUAGAGGGGGACAUCCAGAGUUCCCAAAGUGUCAAUGCCAGCAACUCUGGGCGUCUCAUGCUACCUGUCAUUGUACCUAAGCAGGAGCCCUUUUGUGGGUCUCUGGGCCCCAGUGGUGCAGAAUCAGUGCAUAGUGUUUAUCAGACUGCAGGCCACCUUGAGCCGCUGCGCUGCAGCCCCUCGCCUUCUCCCUUGGUGUUUCAGGCAUACAAAAGGAACUCACUGCCAUUUGCGGCUCCAGUACAUAAGAACUACCCCACGUUACAGUCAUCUCUGGCCUUAGAGCAGCUCAGACAGAGAAUCCUGGAGCCAGGAGGUGUCCUUACCAACCUAAACAUCCCCCCAACUUCCAUCAACACCUCACAGUGCCUGGUGGAGACACAAGGUCCUCCUGGCAAGAUCAUCUUUAAGGAUGCGCACAUGAAUUUCAGUGCCACAAACUUAGACACAACUUUGACCUUUGACCCUGAGACAUGUCCGUAUUGUGCAAAAGCGAUGGCCAAUGACUCCGAGGGAGUGGAUGGGAAUGAGACGGCAGACUCUGACAGUGAGGGCGUGUACGAGUUCACACAGGAUGCCACUUAUCGGGACAGCAGAGAUCCCAACAGGAAGAAGAAGUUUUUUGCAUUAGGAGCUCGGGCAGCAAAGGUGGUCCUUUUCUGGAGGCUGGUGUGCGACACGUUCCGUAAGAUUGUGGAUAGCAAGUACUUCGGACGAGGAAUAAUGAUCGCCAUUCUCAUUAACACACUCAGCAUGGGCAUCGAGUACCAUGAGCAGCCUGAUGAGUUGACAAAUGCUCUGGAAAUCAGUAAUAUCGUCUUCACCAGUUUGUUCGCACUGGAGAUGCUCCUGAAACUGCUGGUUUAUGGUCCUUUUGGCUACAUCAAGAACCCUUACAACAUCUUUGAUGGUAUUAUUGUGGUAAUCAGUGUCUGGGAGAUUGUUGGCCAGCAGGGAGGAGGUUUAUCGGUGCUGAGGACCUUCAGACUCAUGCGUGUGUUGAAGCUGGUCCGCUUUAUGCCCGCCCUGCAGAGGCAGCUGGUGGUCCUGAUGAAGACCAUGGACAAUGUUGCCACCUUCUGCAUGCUGCUUAUGCUUUUCAUAUUCAUUUUCAGUAUUCUAGGCAUGCACCUGUUUGGAUGUAAAUUUGGUUCUGAGAGAGAUGGAGACACACUUCCUGACCGCAAGAACUUUGACUCUUUGCUGUGGGCCAUUGUAACAGUUUUUCAGAUCCUGACUCAGGAGGACUGGAAUAAGGUACUGUAUAAUGGGAUGGCUUCCACCUCUCCUGUGGCUGCUCUGUACUUCAUCGCCCUCAUGACUUUUGGAAACUAUGUCCUGUUCAACCUGUUGGUGGCUAUCUUGGUGGAAGGAUUCCAAACUGAGGAAAUAACCAAGAGGGAAGAUUUGCAUGGCCAGCUGAGCUGUAUUCAGCUGCCUAUAGACUCAGGGGGUGAUGUCUCGAAGUCGGAUUCUGAAGCAGACUUCUAUGCACGGAGCUUGGAGGAUGUUUCAGGACAUAAGAAGGAUCUGUCUGGAUCUUCUGUUGUGCCCAUCAAUGGCCAUGUGGAUUUGAAGAGCAGCCUGACCCCUCCCCUCAUCACUCACACGGCCGCAACACCCAUGCCCAUCCCUAAGAUAGCAGGAGGAGGAGACCCGGCACUAGGCGACGAGUCCCGCAGAGGGAGCAGUGUCUCAAUGGAUCCCAAUGGCCAAGACAAAUCUCCAUCGAGUGCACGGAGCUCCCCAAAUGCCCCCUGGAAUUCUGCCAGUAGCUGGAACAGCAGGCGCUCCAGCUGGAAUAGCCUGGGCCAAGUCCCCAGCCUCAAGAGGCAGAAACGGCAGUCUGGCGAAUGGCGCUCCUUGCUGUCCGGCGAUGGCCACUCCAGCUCAGAUGAGGGAGAUGCAGGAGAGAGCGCAGGCGGUGGGGGCAUGUCCGAGGGUGAUGAUGCCUCCCUCGCCAGGACGGACUCCCUGGGCCAGAGGCCUCGGCACAGGCGCAUGGAAUCCCUGGAGACACGCAGCUCGUUUGAUCUGCCUCCAGACACCCUGCAGGUGCCAUACAUGCAUCGUUCCGCCAGCAUACACAGCGCCCGGCCACCCAACUUCCUCAGCAACGGCAAGAGUUCUCCAUCUGCAGCCACCACACAGCUUUCUCUAGAUGAACACCACAGCGAGGAUGACAAUGCAGAUGAUGAAGGCAACCUGAGUCGGAUGGCUCGUCUCUACCGCUGGCUGGAGCACAAGCAGCCCCAGUGGUGUCGGGAGAGGGUCACCUGGUCUCUUUACCUGUUCCCCCCUCAAUCACGGUUUCGUGUGACCUGCAAUAAAAUCAUCAAUCACAAGAUGUUUGACCAUGUGGUUCUUGUCAUCAUCUUUCUCAACUGCAUCACUAUCGCCAUGGAGAGGCCCAGAAUCGACCCCUCCAGCGCUGAACGCAUCUUCCUGACGUUGUCCAACUACAUAUUUACUGCCAUCUUUGUGACUGAAAUGACAAUAAAGGUGGUUGCUUUGGGCUGGUGUUUCGGGGAGAAGACCUACCUGAAGAGCAGCUGGAAUAUUCUCGAUGGGAUGCUGGUGAUGAUCUCCGCGAUUGACAUCCUGGUAUCCAUGAUCUCCAACAGCGGUACUAAGAUCCUGGGAAUGCUUCGGGUGCUGCGGUUGCUGAGGACCCUGCGUCCGCUCAGAGUGAUCAGCAGAGCUCCGGGACUGAAGCUGGUUGUUGAGACACUGAUGUCAUCACUCAAGCCUAUUGGGAACAUUGUAGUUAUCUGUUGUGCCUUUUUCAUUAUUUUUGGCAUCUUGGGAGUUCAGCUCUUCAAAGGAAAGUUCUUUGUGUGUCAGGGGGAGGAUACAAGGAACAUCACCAACAAGUCUGAUUGCCUCCAGGCUAGCUACAAAUGGGUCAGGCACAAGUACAACUUUGAUAACCUGGGGCAGGCCCUCAUGUCCCUUUUUGUUCUGGCUUCCAAAGAUGGUUGGGUGGACAUAAUGUACGACGGACUGGAUGCUGUCGGUGUCGAUCAGCAGCCUGUCAUGAAUUACAACCCAUGGAUGCUGCUCUAUUUCAUCUCCUUCUUGCUGAUCGUGGCUUUCUUUGUGCUCAACAUGUUUGUUGGUGUGGUGGUCGAGAACUUUCACAAGUGUCGGCGGCACCAGGAGGCCGAAGAAGCCAAACGGCGUGAAGAGAAGCGCCUUAAACGCAUGGAGAAAAAAAGAAGGAAUGUAAUGCUGACCGGUGUCAGUUGGUCCAGUCCCGAUCACACACAAGAAGCCCAGAGUAAACCCUAUUACUCCGAUUACUCACCUACACGGCUUCUCAUCCACAAGAUGUGCACCAGCCACUAUCUGGACCUGUUCAUCACGAUUGUCAUCGGGCUCAAUGUCAUCACCAUGUCCAUGGAGCACUACCAACAAUCUAAGGUUCUGGAUGAGGCUCUGAAGAUCUGUAACUACAUUUUCACAAUCAUAUUUGUCCUAGAGUCCGUCUUCAAGCUUGUUGCCUUUGGAUUUCGACGCUUCUUCAAGGACAGGUGGAACCAGUUGGAUCUUGCCAUUGUUCUGUUGUCUAUUAUGGGCAUAACACUGGAAGAAAUUGAGGUCAAUGCUUCCCUUCCCAUCAACCCCACCAUCAUUCGCAUCAUGAGGGUGCUACGGAUCGCUCGUGUGUUGAAGCUACUCAAGAUGGCAGUGGGAAUGCGAGCUCUGCUAGACACUGUGAUUCAGGCACUGCCUCAGGUGGGGAAUCUGGGUCUUCUCUUCAUGUUGCUCUUCUUCAUCUUCGCUGCUCUGGGAGUAGAGCUGUUUGGUGACUUGAUAUGUGAUGAGCUGCACCCCUGUGAAGGUCUUGGCCGUUAUGCCACGUUCAAGAAUUUUGGCAUGGCUUUCCUUCUGCUGUUCCGUGUAUCCACCGGGGACAACUGGAAUGGCAUUAUGAAGGACACGCUCCGAGACUGCUCUCAAGAUACAGGCAUCUGCUACAACACGAUGGUGUCCCCCAUUUACUUUGUGUCCUUUGUUCUGACGGCUCAGUUUGUGCUGGUCAAUGUGGUGAUCGCUGUGCUCAUGAAACACCUGGAGGAAAGCAACAAAGAGGCCAAGGAGGAGGCUGAGUUGGAAGCCGAGAUGGAGCUUGAACUGGAGGCUGUGGGUGGAGAUGGAAGAAUAUCCCGAGGGCACAUGCCACCAUUGGGACAUGGUGAUGUUGGUGGACCAGGAGGGUCGCCUUGGAUCUCAAGAGACUCUCGAGAUAUGUCGGGACCUCUUUACCCCACAGACAGCCCACCUGCAGACAUACGCAGGGACACUGAAGAACACAUAAAGACAGAUCCCGAUCCUCCUCAAAAUUUGGAGCCGCCAUUAGAGCAGAGGCCUAUGUUUGACUCAGUUUCCCUGGUGAUCCAGGGCUCAUUGGAAGGAGAGCUCAGCCUCAUGGACAACCUAUCUGGCUCCAUCUGCCACUACUACGCUCUGCCCCCCCUUCACAGCAAGCACUGCACUGAGAAACAGAUUCCUCUAGCUGAGAUGGAGGCUCUGUCUCUGGCGUCGGAGAAAUCCUGGUCCUUAGCUCUGACGGAUGACUCUGUCCCAGAUGAUUUUAACCCCCUCUUACUAACCAGUCAGGAGUGCAAUACCACAGCUCCAGCAGAUCCUACAGACCCCCAGCAGCCAGAAGAGCCAACGGUUGAACACUUACUGUACGUGAAGAAGACCUCAGUGGGCCGCACACAUUCUCUGCCCAAUGACAGCUACAUGUUCCUGCCGCUGCAGCCCAGCUCAAAACACAGUACCCACACAACCUCACCACACCUCGCUCAAACAGGCUCUACAGGCUCUAUUCAGUCUCAAACAGAAGAACCCACACGGCACUUGACUGUGCCCACCGAUCUGUUCAGACCGAUCAGUCCUCAUAGCCUAUCAGACUCAGAGAGCAUCCCACGAAUCCCCCCACCUCGCCAGGCACACACUCUCUCACGAACCCUACGCAGACAGGUGGCAGUGAGUGCUGACUCUCAGGAGACUCUAUACACAGAGGGAGGGGAAAUCGAGGGUCCCCUGGGGCUCAGGGAACUGUCGGACCCCCCUGUCAACCUUCCACCUCAGCAGCAGCACCGGCCUUCCCUCUUUCUGGUCCCUGCCACACCAGGCGCCUCCCCAAAACCAUCGCGACCUAGCGUUCACACGCAGCACAACCCCUACGACCAGUACAACAUGUUCUCCAGGGGUUCCUGCUCUCCGCCCCUCCCAUCUCCGGCCGCCAGGAAGCAGGAGGAAACGGACUUGGUGGAUCAGGAGGUAUCCCGAAUUAUCCAGGCAGGGCUUGCAGAGAGGAGCGACGACGAGAUCGGAGAAGGGACAGGAGAUCAAGGUGCAAGACGUCAGCUUAAGAAGUACCACAGCGUGGACACUCAGGGCCAGCGAGCUCUGCUGUUACCACGGCCCUUGUCCUGGCUUGACGACCCACGUCGGCACUCUAUUGAGGUGUACUCGUCCGUGGAAAGCAGUCCCCAGUGCAGUUCGAUCUCCUCUGGCUUCGUCUCACGAGCCGAUAGCCUCCAGCAGCAGUCCUCACCACGCACCCGCAAGAAGAAGAUGAGUCCGCCGUGCAUCUCUGUGGAUCCGCCCGAGGGUUCGGAGCUUCCGGGAGGCUUUCAUGCUGCUCUGGGGAUGGUGCCACCCCCGUUGCCAAUUCGGGACACUUGCCUGAGGAGGCGAGCUCCCUCCAGUGACUCCAAGGACUCAUUUGACUUGGGUGGAGGAGGAGAUGGGCUGCCUCAAGAGUGCGUCCCGAACUCCAAGCUAUUGACUCUGCCUAGCUUCUCUUUUGAGAAAACAAGCUCUGAGCACUGAACACUUGACUUACAUGUUCUCACUCUCACACUCACACACACACACACACACACACACACACACGCACGCACAUGACACGAUGCACUCUGUGUAUCUGUGAUGGUGAUAGUAAUAGUAAUAAUAUCUUAGAGAGUAAUAAUGCUAAAUGCAACAAUGGUGAAUACUCCAUGAUCAUGAGGAAUAGUAACUAUACCUUUUUUUUUUUCUUUACUGCCAAAAGAACACAAAAAAGACAUUUUUCUGAGGAUUAAACAAGCUAAUAACGAGACUCUCUCCUCAAAGAUACCUCCUUGUGGAGGUGAGCGCAGAGCCCAGGGGAGGGUAUCCCCUACUGGCCGUUGUGAACACUUCGCAGCACUGUAUUGCUGAACUCCCUAAAGGGCACUGAUGGAGGUAUAAAGCAAUAUGAACGUUUUAGAGACACUAUUUUCUUAAAUUAUUGGGCCAUAGUGUUUGUAAAGGAUGUAGAAUUUCUUUUAUCGAUUUUGUUAUAGUUUUAUUUGUCUUUUUGUGAUUUUCUCUUUUUCUCAAUGUUUAAAUCGUUUGUUGUUUGCUUUAUUUUUUCACCAUAGAAUAUUUUUAGCCUUCUUGUUUUAACAAAGACAAAAAGAAAGAAAACAUUUUUCAAAGUGCUGGGAUCCAUGUAUUUGUAGAGAUAAUAUUAUUAUAGAUGAUAUUAUUAUUAUUAUUAUUAUUAAUGAUGAUAUAAUAUAUCUCUUUAAAAUAAAGCAUUAAACAGCUCUUUGAUUUUUAAGGACAAGUAUUAGACUGGUGUGCCCUGACUAAAGAGUCUAUUGAACACAUCUGCAGAAUGGAUUGCGCGCUGCUCUAAUGGAAGGGAACAAAUACUUGAAUUAAUUGAAUUCAUGAAGCAGAAAAUCACUGCAAAACACACACAAGCCAAAAAAAAAAAAAACAGAGAAGCUUUUCUUUUACAUUUCACUGAACUCUGGUUUAAUUUAUGAUUGUUUUGGGCACAUUUUUGAACACCAGGCUAUUUUUAGUUAGAUAAAUGCUAUAUUAUCAGUACAGUUCAUACAAUAUUUGUGUGAAAUUUUAACAUUAAAAAAUCAGAGAAAAGCAAACCUUUUGAACAUUUUGUCAUUAAAGAAGUCUCAAGAACAUUGUGUUAUUGAAUCAAAAUAUUGAGAGUACAUUUUGUCCAUUUUGCUGGGCAGAUUUGUCUGCACAGUAGGAACAACAAAAAGAAGCACAUGACCAAAUUUCUGCAUUGAGGUCGAGAGUGGACAGGGAGUAAACUAUGAGAAAAUGGAGUGUUUUGUUAAAUCAAAGUUUUGUAAAUGUAUUUAAUAUACAAGAAACACAGCUUUGAUCUUUCUGCUCUUAAUGACAUGGAAAACAGGACUUAAAUUAAGAACUACAAUGCAAAGAUUAUUGUCAUCAAAUUUAUUAUUAAUUAUUUUUAAAGAUAAUUUAAAAAUGGCUUUGAAAUACUUGCAGCCAUCUAGUAGUCUUCUUUGUUAAGAACCACUACCUAAGUGAAUAUAAUAAGAGGUUAUUUACAUAUCCUGCCUCCCUACCCUUAUAUUUUACAUUAGACACAUGCUAGUAAAGGUACAUAUAGUUCUUACACUGAAGCCUCACUCAGAAUCAAAAUGUGUGUUGAUUGAAGCUUUUGUCAAGUGCUCACUGGAGCGAUUCCCUUUGGUUUUCAUGAGAGCUAAUCGGCACAUCUGCAGAGCUCCUUUCAAACUCAGGAAAGCUUUUGUUUCACAAAGUCCAACUCUGUAAUAUACCCUUAUUUUGCAUCAAAGCCCUGGAUGCAGUCCAAAUCUUUGGCUGCAGUUUGUAUAUGGCUUCAGUGUGUGUUUGAACCUUGUUUUUGUCAUUGGACCAAUUUCUGAAUGAUUUACUCGCUUCACUUCAGCAAUCUACAUAAGCUUUCUCCAGUCCCACUAGAAUUAUGCAUGUGCAGAA
Molecule: messenger RNA, 9978 nt
Organism: Cyprinus carpio (common carp)
Lineage: Eukaryota; Metazoa; Chordata; Actinopteri; Cypriniformes; Cyprinidae
Product: voltage-dependent T-type calcium channel subunit alpha-1G-like
Biological process (GO): calcium ion import; membrane depolarization during action potential; positive regulation of calcium ion-dependent exocytosis
Cellular component (GO): plasma membrane; neuron projection; voltage-gated sodium channel complex
Molecular function (GO): low voltage-gated calcium channel activity; voltage-gated sodium channel activity
Source: RefSeq, a predicted model, not a curated record